CCCCCCUUCUUCUUUUUCUUCUUCUUCUUCUAAAUCUAAAUACAGCAAGAAAGUUCUGCGUUGGCUAGGGCUGGGCUUACAGGCGCAUCACCAAGCCCACGCCAGUCCCCACCCCUCCUUCCCUUCCCUUUUCUUCCCUCCCUCUCCCUCCAACUCCGUGACUCACACCCAACACGCAAAAUCCCAACCUCCGCUUGAGUGACAGGGCGCCGGCUUUUCCUCGUUGUCCUUUUUUUUUAAAAAAAGCCCUAACCUCCGAACGCAAGGGUAAUGAUUUAUCAAACUCUUAUUAUCACGAAAAUGUCACACGAAAGGCACCUUGCUCUACACUGACGCAAACCCUCAGUCUUUCCCGCAGAGGUAUAGAAAGCUUGGCGCUCUCGCCCGCCUCCUGCUUUUCUGCUGCUGCUCCUGCUCUCGCUCGGCCAAGCCAAUCCCCUCUCCUGCCGCUUCUUCCAGCCGAUGCUGUUGUAGAGAUGGAUUCCACGGGCCCCAAGGAGAUGAGCCAACAGCCGCCGGCCAACAGCCCGGAUCCGAUGGCCUCCAGGCCCGCGGCCCUGAUCCGCAACAGCCCCGAAAGCGAGCAGCCGCCCAAGAACCCGCCCUCGCACGUCCCCUCCCAGCUGGCCCAAGUGGCCACGGCGCUCUCGGAGGAGGCCCGGGUGGGCAUCUGCCAAGCGGGCCCGGCGCAGGCCCCCCGAGAGGCCCCCGGCGCCCCGCCCCCCAAGAGCGCCGCCCCCUCCGCCCCCUGCAAGGUCGCCCCGCUGCAAAGGGCCCAGGGCGGCGGGGAGGGAGGCCCCGCCGGGAGCAAGGGCGGCCUGGAGCAGAACAACGCCUGGAUCAACAUGAGCCAGAGCACCGUGGUGCUGGGCACCGAUGGCAUCACCUCGGUCCUCCCCGGCAGCAGCGGCAGGGUCCCUGAGCAAACGGAAGAAGAUGAAGGGGACGAAAAUAAAGCCCGGGGAAACUGGUCUAGCAAGCUGGAUUUCAUCCUCUCCAUGGUGGGUUAUGCAGUAGGGCUGGGAAAUGUCUGGAGAUUCCCGUACCUGGCCUUUAAGAAUGGGGGAGGUGCAUUCCUUAUUCCCUAUUUGACAAUGUUGGCUCUGGCUGGGGUUCCUAUCUUUUUCUUGGAGGUUUCUCUGGGACAGUUUGCAAGUCAGGGUCCUGUGUCUGUUUGGAAAGCCAUCCCUGCCUUACAAGGUUGUGGCAUUGCCAUGCUGAUUAUCUCUGUCCUAAUAGCCAUAUAUUACAAUAUUAUAUUGUGCUACACACUUUUCUACCUUUUUGCAUCUCUUGUAAAUGUGUUACCUUGGGCUUCCUGUAACAAUCCAUGGAACACUCCGGAUUGCAGAGAUAAAGACAAACUUUUGUUAGAUUCCUGUAUCAUUGGUGACCGGCCCAAAUUACAAAUAAAGAACUCCACUUUCUGUAUGAGUGCCUAUCCAAACUUGACAAUGGUAAAUUACACCACCAGCCAUGUCAACAAAACCUUUGUCAGUGGCAGUGAAGAGUACUUCAAGUACCACGUGUUGAAAAUCUCUGCAGGGAUUGAAUAUCCUGGUGAAAUCAGGUGGCCUUUAGCACUGGCUCUCUUUCUGGCUUGGGCAAUUGUUUAUGCCUCCCUGGCUAAAGGAAUAAAGACUUCAGGAAAAGUGGUGUAUUUUACUGCUACAUUCCCUUAUGUAGUGCUUAUCAUCCUGCUCUUCAGAGGAGUAACCCUUCCAGGAGCCGGGGCUGGAAUCUGGUACUUCAUCACACCUAAGUGGGAGAAACUAACUGAUGCUAUGGUGUGGAAGGAUGCUGCCACUCAAAUCUUUUUCUCUUUGUCUGCUGCAUGGGGUGGUCUGAUUACUUUGUCUUCCUAUAACAAAUUUCAUAACAACCUAUACAGGGACACCUUGAUAGUAACUUGCACCAACAGUGCCACGAGUAUAUUUGCAGGCUUUGUCAUUUUUUCAGUUAUUGGAUUCAUGGCAAAUGAGCUCAAAGUAGACAUUGAAGAUGUUGCAGACCAAGGUCCUGGAAUUGCCUUUGUAGUAUAUCCUGAAGCCUUAACUCGGCUUCCUCUUUCACCAUUCUGGGCUAUAAUUUUCUUCUUGAUGCUCCUAACACUUGGCUUGGACACGAUGUUUGCCACUAUUGAGACAAUAGUGACAUCAGUUGCGGAUGAGUUUCCGAAGUAUUUACGUACCCACAAGCCUCUGUUCACUCUUGUUUGCUGUGUUUCCUUUUUCAUCAUGGGCUUUCCUAUGAUCACUCAGGGUGGAAUGUACAUGUUGCAGCUUGUGGACACCUAUGCAGCAUCUUACUCUCUGGUUAUAAUAGCCAUUUUUGAACUUGUUGGCAUUUCAUACAUUUAUGGCUUGCAAAGAUUUUGCGAAGAUAUAGAGAUGAUGAUUGGAUUCCAGCCAAGCAUAUUCUGGAAAGUCUGUUGGGCUUUUGUGACCCCAACAAUUUUAACAUUCAUCCUUUGCUUCAGCUUUUACCAAUGGGAACCAAUGACUUAUGGCAGCUACCACUAUCCAGGAUGGUCUAUGGUACUCGGAUGGUUGAUGUUGGCUUGCUCUGUUAUCUGGAUUCCUAUUAUGUUUGUUAUAAAAAUGCACAUAGCUCCUGGCAAAUUUAUUGAGAGGCUCAAGCUGGUCUGCUCUCCACAGCCGGAUUGGGGACCAUUCUUGGCUAAGCAUCGUGGGGAACGUUACCAGAACAUGAUAGACCCACUGGGAACAUCAUCUCUUGGACUUAAACUGCCACCAAAAGAUUUUGAAUUGGAGACACCAUGCUAGUAACUCUCCCACUUGUGGCCCUGUUGUACAGCCCAUUGCUUUGAUCUUUCUCUUUCUUUCUUUCUUUCUUUCUUUCUUUCUUUCUUUCUUUCUUUCUUUCUUUCUUUCUUUCUUUCUUUCUUUCUUUCUUUCUUUUCUCACAGUGCCUGAAAGUGGUUGUUAGGGAGUAAGAUUUAUUGUUGCAUGCAUACAGUAAAGAACUAUAGACCACUUUAAGUACUGGGAUUUAGUUCCUAUACAGUGGUGCCCAGGAAGGAGUGCUUUCACCGUGGAACAGUGACAAUCAGUGAGUUAUAUUAGGAAAUUGUUUUUGUGAAUGUUGGGCCAAUUCUGCUCUUGGGACUAAUUAAUUUACAUAACUUAGUUUAAUUUCUUGUGGCCACAUGGGUAGAAUGCAAGUUUUCUAGCACCAUCUGGGCACUCCAUGACCCCUACAUCAAUUUGCUGAAACAGAAAUGAGCUGGCAACUGUGAGUUUACAAUACAAGGCAGAUAACUCGUCAGAAGUUAUAUGUUUAUGCUUGCUUGCCAUCUUGUUGGGUUUUUAAAAAAUGUAUGCCUUUCACGUCACAAAAUCAGUCCAGCACAGAGGUUCUAUUGCCUAAUUUUAGGGUUGCACAAAUUGACUAUGCAUUGCUGAGGGUAGAGAAAGCAUACCAUUUGGUUUCCUGCUCUGUGUUUGUUGAUUUUAAAGGGUAUUAAAUUAAGCAUAACUAUCUGAUGACUAAAACUAAGUGGUUCAGAUGUCAUCUAGGUAAACCUGUUUUGUACUUUUGCCCCAAGUUAUAACUACAGUAUCAUAGCAUUUUAAUGCAAUGUCUGGUUGUAACUGGAUACAUAAACAGAACAAUCAGGCUAGUAGCCUAUUGCUACUGACUGACUUAAAACCAGUUCUGAUGCCAGGUGGCUUAAGCCAAAGCCUUUCCUGUCCUGAUAUCCUUUUAUUCUGAGACAUCAUAUGUGAAGAUAUCUGUACUCUUAUACAAAGCGGUGGGCCCCUUAUUUUGCACCUGAAGUUAUGAUUAUCACAUACUCACAAAGUAAGAGUUGGAUGUAUGAAACGCCAUCAACUAUUGCACGAUGCAGCUGAGAAUAUUAUGCAACAUAUGGAACUAGAUUCCUACCUCGGUAUUGCUAGACAAAAAUGCAGAAGGGCUUCAUGCAGAAUUUGAACAGAGUACUCCACUAUUUAUGCCAUAGGAGCCAAACAUGGCCCAGGAAUUCUGCCAACAUGUCUUCCAUUCAGUGGCUGCUAGUUAUAUUGACACUAGCAGAGCUGCCUUCAAUGCAUGCAAGGAGGCAGUCUUUCAAUAAGGUGCACUGAUAUAAUAUGAGACUUGGCCUUGAUGCAGAAAGAUUAGUGAGCCUUUUAGGCUUUUUAAAGGUGUGUUGUGGGGCAGGGUAAAAAUAAUGUGAAAGCAUAAGGAGAUAUAAUGUGUGAGACAAAGCUACAUUCUUCUGAAAUCUGAUGUAAAAAGAGUGCCAAGCUGAGGCAGAUGGGCACCUCUGUCUUAAUUAAUUUCAUGCAGUUCAGUUAAUGAUCUACUAGCCUCCCUUUCAUUAAAAGUCUUUUGUUCUGAAUAUAUUUACUGAUUCAGUUUUAGUGAUAAACUGAAGAAGGACAAAACCUGCUUUUCAGUUUAUCCCAUGUACAGUUUCUUUGCUUUCUUCACUUUUGUUUACAAUCUCAAGAAGCCAUCAUAUAAUUUGUGCCUAAUUUUAUAUUGCUACAGUGGUAUCAAUAUAUAUACUCAAGCUUCCAUGUACAAAAUAACUGUUAGCAUUUACCUGUGUAGUUCAGCAGUGUGAUUUGCCCAUGCCAUUUUUACAAGGUUCUUUAUAGACAGCCUUUUGAUGUAUUCUCCUCUUUCAUCCCACAGGGUGAGAGAAAGAACUGAACCCUGAAGUUAUUCUAAAUAGAUAUACUGUAAUUAUUAUUAUAGUUAUAAUGUACAAUUCAUCGCAAUGUCAGAUUACUCCUCAAAACAGCCAGUUUGAUGUGUACAUACUUUUAUUCCCCUGUCCUCAUCCUUCUGAUCAUUUAAAACUCGCAGGCCACAAACCACCAUCAUAACUCAAAUAAGUAGAGGGACCGUGUAGAAAUAAAGAAGAAUAUGUUGGUACAUCAUCCAUUAACACCUCUGUGUUGUGCUGCUUAGGGCACACUCCAUAGCAUUGCACUACAAUAUGUGCAGUGAUAUACAAGAAUUAAUCAAUACUUUUUAAACUAUCAAGUAUGUCAAAAAUAAAGCUUGUAAGAAUACAUUCCAUGAACUCCAUAGGAAUAACCACCCUAUUUAUUGUACAUGCACUAUACAAUGAGGGAGAAAAAUACAUCUUUAAUAAUUGGCAAAACUGUAACCUUUACUAUCAUCUUGUAUUCUAUACAUGCAUAUAUGAGGUUUUAAGACGUGAUCAGUGUUCAUGUAGUGUGUACUAGUGCUGUUAGAUGUCCCUAUGAAAUAUCUUAGCAACCAAUGUGUAGAGGUGGUGAGUUUAGAGUAGUUUUGCUUGUUUAUUUUCCCCUCCCAGUGUUUGUGGUAGCCAGUCUAACUGUAUUUCCUUUCAGGGAACUGUUCUUUACAUCAUAACCUUUCCUUCAUCUUUCUAUUUGUCUUCCCAUUACAGGGUCUCAGGUAAAUCUUGAGUUUGAAAAUAUAUAUAUCUCUGUUUUGUAGAUUUACUGUUUUCAUCCUGUUAGGGAGAAAUGUUUUAAAAACAGAAUCUAAAAUGAUUGAAACUUAAUAGAUGUUUUAAAAUAUUAUAUCUAAAUAUUCAUAGUAUAUUUAUAUGGAAUACAGAAAUUUGGGGGCAUGUUCCAGUCAAAGCAAAAGCUGAGCACUUGCCAUUGAUUUCAGUGGGAAAAAUUAAAAGUAUGAUAAAUUACUUCCAUCCAAAUAACUGAGAGUUAAAUGUGCUUGACUUUGGCUGGACUGUUGCCUGGAAUCAUUUUGCUGAACUUUCUCUUCUGAAAGGGCAGAAUAAUGUUGCCAGUUCUCUGCUGCUAUUGGAUGACUGUUAGCCCUUGGGCAGCCGACAGGAAGCACAAUCAAACAAAUUGCCAUCAGUUGGAAUGGAAAAAGAUUUUAAAAUGUUCUACUAGCCCGCUCCCCCUCCCCAUCCCCAUAUUAAGCACAAUUUGCUGGGAUCGCCCUCUCAGAUAUUCUAGGAAAUUCAGGGACAUGUGCAAAGUCUCUUUGAUUCCACUGGGCAGGUGAUGUUUCAGUAUGUUGUGUGUGCCUUUUGGGGGUCUGUCUUGAUCCUGAUGUAGCUUGAAGAAUUAAGUAUGUGCACCUUUCAUUAGUGUACCAGCCUUAAUUUUGAGUGCUGGGAACACUUUUGCCAGAUGAUUCAGUGGGGAACUACUAUUCUACACUUGGUCUAGGUGGGAUUUAGUUUGUUUGUUUGAGCUGUGCUUUAAAGAUCCAUUUCAGUUUCAUAACCCUGAGCUGAAAAUGAACUUUUGCAAACACACAUCAAUGUGUAUUGGACACUAACAUGAGUAAUCAGAAUAGAAUAUUUUUAAAUUAAUGACAAAAACAAGUCAACUUAAGUCAAUUCAUACUGGGUAAUAAAUUAUAGGUGACCUUGUUUUGUGCAUUUUUUAAUUUUUCUGUUUUAAAUCUGACUUCAUUUUAUGGGUUAGCCCUAAUCAAGUUACUUUCUAAACACAGAUUAUAUUUUUAAAUAUUUUAUUAUUUGCUUUUUUAAAAGCAGUGCUUAGUCAUGAGCAUUAUGAAAACAGCAUUCAAAGCAACUACUAAGGAAAGCAAAAGAUAUAUAUAUAUAUAUAUAUAUAUAUAUAUAUAUAUAUAUAUAUAUAUAAGAAUUUAUAUUCUGCUCUAUCUCCCCGAGGGGACUCAGGGUGGAUUACAGAAGACAUAUACGGCACACAUUCAGUGCCGUUAUACAAUUAACAAGGAUAGACAUUACAUAAACAGAGAUAAAGGUUUUCCCAUCUUUUCCAUUUCCAGCAUCUGGAGGCUGUGCUUGACUCCGGCCACCGGGAUGUAUGCUGUUGCUUCAUCUUCCAUGCCAAGAAAUUUGUCGUCCUUAGAUUCCUUUUGAUCAAAUCGCUGGCAUGUCUUUUUGGGCACCUUUUAUUACCUCCCUGCUUAAAGUGGUACCUAUUUAUUUACCUGCAUUUCUGUUUUUGAUUUGCUAGGUAGGCAGGGAGCUGAUGCUGAGGGUGGGUGCUCACCCCGACCCGGGCUUGAACUGCCAACCAACCUGCUGUGCUAAGCCCGGCACAGCAACACCAGACAAAAAUAUCAAUUAAAAGCAAAUUGCCAUUUCUCCUCAAGCUGUAGGAGGUUUUGGAUUCUUGAAGGAGACUGCAUAUUAUUUCAGGCAAUCAGUGGUAAAUUCAACAGAUACAAUAACCACAAUAUAAAUAAAUAAAUAAAAGCCCAAAUAUAUGGGUAUUUCUAAUUUUUUCUUAUAUAUGGGCAAUGACACCAAAUAUUCUUCCACCUAGAGUGGGAACUACAAUAGCAGAGCACACUCACUUCAUGUAGAUCAGUGGUUUUCAACUUGUGGGCCUCCAGGUGUUGUGGCCUACAACUCCUAGAAAUCCCAGCCAGUUUACCAGCUGUUAGGAUUUCUGGGAGUUGAAGGCCAAAUGAUCUGGGCACUCACAGGUUGAGAACCACUGAUAAAGAGAAAUCCCUGUGAACUCCCCUGGUAAGCAGUGCUGGAAGGGUAUCUUUUUAGAGAGAGCUGCUGCCAGUCAUUGUAAACAGCACUAGAUCAAAUGAAUAACGGUUCUGACUAGAACUGGAUUAAGACAUGCACAGGACCUAUGCUAUAUCAGAUUUAAGAUGCACUAGGGGCUCUCUUUAACUCCAAAAAUGUAUUCUAAAAGAAUCAGAAAUUUUGCAUUUUGGGUUUUUCUUUUCUUUUUGCAUUUAGAAGCCUCCCUCUGUCUAGUGCCCUGGAGCUCAGCUUAUUUAACUUGCACAUAAAUUCAUUGCUGGCUGUGACUCAGUCUAAAACAGCUUCCUAUGCCUACAUGUUUUAUAUUACACUGGCUAAGUAUUUUCAUUCCUAUGGAAAAUAAUACACUUCACUUGCACACCUAAUGUUUAUAACUGGUACCACAGCAGUGCCAAUGCAACCUGGAGAAUAGCCAUUAUUUUCUGCAAUUGAAAAUAAAUAGGAUAUUGUUGUGCCAAAGUUAUGGGUGGUAGCAUCAUAUUAGUUUCAGUGCUAACUUACACACAUGCUGAACUUUCUCCAGUUGUUACAGGUUGAGCAUUCCUUCUCCAAAAUCUUUGGGACCAGAAGUGUUCUAUGUUUUGGAUUUUUGGUUGAUUUACUUUGGAAUACAGUACUCACAUAUGCCUAUUGAGAUACCUUAGAAAUGGGAUCUCAGUAUGAAAUUCAUUUAUCUUUCAUAUCCAUAUUAUACAUGUAGCCUGAUGGUAAUUUUAAACAAUAUUUUUAUUAAUAUUGUGUAUGAAUCAGAGUAUGUCUACACUGAACCACCAGAAAGCAAAUGUGUCACUCUCUCAGUCACCUAUGUGGACUGUUUUGGAUUUUGAAGUAUUUUGGAUGUUGGAAUUCUGGAUAAGGGAUGCCCAACCUGUACCAAUAAGAGUUCAAUAUUUUACAUAAAUUGUCUGUCUGCAACUUUUUUAAAAAGAGGCUAUACAUUCUGCCUUCAGACUACCAUUAUACUUCCCUGAGAAGCUUACUUUUCAGGUCUGCUGCUAUGGCGAGUUCCCUCUCUGAGAAGCUAUAUUUGUUGAACCGGAACAAACUGUCGACCUCAAAAUACGGGUGCCCGAAUUUGGUCUGAUUCAUAUAACCAUCUGGACACAUACUGACCUUUCUGAAAAGCCUUUGAAAGUUGGUUCCCUGCCAAUCAUGCACAGCUGUGGCCACAUGGUGUUCUCAGAAUUUGGCCAACACUGUCAGUCACUCGAAAAAGGCAGGGGGUGGCAGAUCUGAACGUUUUUGUUCUGGGAGUUUGCAAGCAGUGAGCCAAUAUGCACAAAUAUGUCAAACAGUUUUCAAGGGUCAUUGUGACUCUGAUGGUUGAGUGACAGUGGCACUUAAAUUGCAUCUAAUGCCACAGAAAUCUAUACAGUCACUUUAAAAUGCACAACUGAGCCAGAGAACUGCAAAGCAUGUAAUCUAGAGCAAGUAUAUGCUAUGGGAUACGAACAUCAGUUGGUAGCACUGAGUCAUUUAGGGGAGAAAUAACUCUUAUAAAAUUCUUAUUUUACAAAUGGUAGUAAUUUUCCAUUGAAUCUGAUGGCAAAACUCUUGACACAAAAGCUUCAGUCGAGGGUGCUCAAAGUGAACAGUCUAAUUUUAGUUUCUGUCUAGUGCCUACAGUACAGAAUCUAUAAAUUUUUUAAAACAAAAAAUCAAUCUUCACUGUCCUGAUAGUUUCAGUGGAGGGGAAAAACAUUAGUUCAUGCUUAAAUUAAUCAGGCAUAGUAUUUGACUCUAAUCUAUUAAACAAAUGUUGGUUAUAAAAUAAUCAAGUAUUUCAUAACUGUUUGAGUUGUCUAGUAACAAUUGCACAUGUUUGAAGAGCACUUCCUGAAUACCAUCAAAGUAUUUUAGUAGCUAAUUUUUUAAAAAUGUUAAAGAAUAAACAAUGAAAGAAAAGCCAUAUUUACAUAAAGGUAAUAUAGUGUUUAUAAUAUGACCUUGAAAAUAAUAAUGGGGAAAGACUGAGAAUCCCAUGGUAGAUUGUCCUUGUGGCACAUUUUGUCUAACAAAUGAGUCUCAAUUUUGAGUAAGCCAGAUGCACUGUUGUAUACAUUUAAAAUGUUCAAUGCAAAAUGAUCUACCUUCAAAUUCUUUAGGGUCAUCUGUACAGAGGACCUGUGUUUCUGUUUCACACAGCAGCCCUUUGGUGCCAAAACAAGGGUUUAACAAAAUAAGCCUUAGACUGUCCCUAAGCUAAUGUUUCAUUUGGGUCAAGUUAUUGUUUGAAUUGGGUUCUACUCCACUAAUUGAACGGAUGUGCCUCUGCACAGGGCAGUAAUAAUAAUACUGAUAAUUAUAAUAAUCGUUUCCACUUUAUUAUGGUUUCUAUUUUGCCAUAAAAUGUCAUUUAACAUUAAUGAACCUUUUCUCUAUUCCCCUUUAUAUAUAUGUGUGUGCAAUUAUGUGGUUUAUGGGUUUAUAGAGAUCUCUUCCUAGACUUAUUGCUUAUUACAUGCAGAUGCUGCUUUUUUCCUUUCCUCUUAAACUGCACUUUUUGCAAGUUUUGUAACUCAAAUGAGCAAAGAUGAGAAUGAAAUGUCAGUGCUUCCAGUUGCAGGCAUGCCAGGUAUUCCUUUGCUACAGGGAGAGGUCAAUCCAGCAAACUCUGCUGCUGCUGUACAGCCUCCAUCCCUUUAAAUGUGACUCUCACUACCACCUCAUAGGGAGUGAGGUCUCCUGGGUUAAUCCCAGGAAGCAUUCCAGGCAGAAGUCCUUAAGUGUUGCCACUGACCACAGUGCGUUUUGUGUGACUCUUGAUUUCCUUGCUUGUAACUAAAAUGUCUUGCAUAUAAUCCACUUUGCAUACUGACCUGCUUGAAACUUAGCAUUCCACUUUAGACUUGAAAGGAAGGGAAGAAAAAUGCAAUUAAAGUAUUAAUGGUUUCUGCCUUUGCAUCAUCAUCAGGCAGCCAAUAACCAAAGAGCGCGAGAGUGUGUAUCUUAGAGGGGCUGAAUUUUAAAUGUGAAAGCUGGGCUGGACCGUAUUGCUUGCAAUAGUAUGAUUUUGUCCGCCAUGUUUUAAAUACAUCUUCAGGUAACCAUUUGCCUUAUAGGUGUAUUUCAUUGUUAGAAAUAAUUAGUGUUUGACUAGAAUAUAUUGUUGUCCGUCAUCGAAAGUAUAUAGUGUACUUUGUGUCUUCUAGGCACUUUAUGGUCAACCUAUCAUGGAAUAGGUUAAUACUUAAUUACUUGCGUAAUGUCAUAAAUACUUACAGGCAUUCUAUAGGGGUACUGCUGCCUAUGGAUAAAGAUAUGUACCCUAAUCAGGACAUUAUAUUUUCUCCAUGUAUAAGCUAAUGGGAAAAGAAUACAUUAUGUUUCAAAGGAUGCAUAUCUUAUAUAUAAAUAUAUAUGUAUCUUAUAUAGCACCUAUGAUAAUAUAUUAUACAUUAUUCAUUUAAAAAGUCAUUGUUUUUGAGGCCCUACCUCAAAUUUUGUAUUUAUGUGUAAAAAUGCAAUUUACUGUAUUAUAUAUUUGGCUAUUAUAUUCCGAUGUUACAGAUUAGAAUUUAUCCUAUAAUGUAUGAGUUCAGGGGGAAAAAAACCUAAAUAAAUGUCCUGUGUUUAAAAGACA
Anolis carolinensis (green anole) is the source of this 11084-nucleotide messenger RNA. RefSeq names its product solute carrier family 6 member 5 (gene slc6a5). Gene Ontology annotation, biological process: synaptic transmission, glycinergic; sodium ion transmembrane transport; glycine import across plasma membrane. Gene Ontology annotation, cellular component: plasma membrane. The transcript is spliced from 16 exons. Lineage: Eukaryota; Metazoa; Chordata; Lepidosauria; Squamata; Anolidae. Bases 477 to 2786 code for a protein of 769 amino acids. Gene Ontology annotation, molecular function: glycine:sodium symporter activity. The record is from RefSeq and is a predicted model, not a curated record.